Messenger RNA from Dicrocoelium dendriticum, 612 nucleotides. Lineage: Eukaryota; Metazoa; Platyhelminthes; Trematoda; Plagiorchiida; Dicrocoeliidae. The record is from the annotation of a GenBank genome assembly.
CUACAUCUCACUGUGAUAAAAAUUCGAACGAACAGAUUCGGAAAACGGAUUCCGAUUGGUGCUUACACUUUGUAGCUUGAGUGGCCUAGUCCUAGAGUCUACCUGACUCCUCCUUCAUCACCGUUCCUACAAGCGAUUGGAAUGGCAUUAACCGCGAUAUGGACCAACUGAAGAAUAAACUGGAGUUCAUAGAUGGUAAUGUUCAGUGUCUACCUAAUAGACUGUUGAGAAUACAUACAUAUGGAGACACUGGAGUAUGUGAAGAGUUACAUGAGAUCGAUGGCUGCAACCAUUGCCGGGCAAACAGGGCAGCAGGCAACGCCGCUUCCUUCGCAAAUUACAUCGGUGGAGGAACUACAGUCAUUUGUUAUACUAAUGCAGGAUGCAUUCAACAAUUGUCUAAACUGAAAGAUGUGCAUGGAGACACGUUGUCGGAGACUGUACGCCUCAUGAUGCAGCGUCUUCUAACGCGGUCAUUGAUGGCGGUGAUCAAUUACUCCGGUCUCCGCAACAAACACGGAUUCCGGAAGAUGAAGCUAUUCACCGAAGUGCAAGGUAAGCAACAUCUUUGCCCUUUCAUCCCCGUCGUAGCUGCUCUAUUAAAACGUUUCU